AUGUCUAUGGCAGAAGGCCAGCAAGAGAAAGAAUCACAUUUGAUCAGGAGGUUUUUCAGUUCCACCAGCACUCCGUUUCGAGCAGCAGGUCGACCUUUUCGUCGAAGGUUCUCUCGGAGCAGGAACGUUGACAACCCCACGAUCCAUCCUACGCCAGAGAUGCAUCCGGGGUUGCAUGCGCACUUCGAAUCGGUCGCAAUAGCUGGCAUGUCUGAAGCGUCACAACGGCACGAUGACUCAAAUUUCGAUAUAUUUGAUUGGCAUCCCCGCUACCAAAGCUGCCAGAGAUAUUUUCUUGACCAUGCUCAGCAUAGUGUCCCCGUUCAAGCGUUGUCCUCGUUUCUGAACAUCCUACUGCCAUUUCAAAGACAACCCAAUCCGGUUUUCAACUCUUUGGCAGACGCAGCCCAAUGUCGACCUCAUCCGUCAGGUACAUCUGACCCAGCUGUCUCUGUACCACCCAGCGUAUCUCUGGUCCCUUAUCUACGAAGACUGGUCGCGACCGGCAUGGAUUAUCCCGGCGUGCUACACGGGUUCUUUGGAGAUGACUGGGCUACUGGAAUAGGACCCUUGCACGAACAAGAACGCCGAAAUUAUCUCUUUGCUGCAAAAAGUGGUGGAUGGGCGGCUGUCAAACGCGACUAUGAUAUCCCCCCGCUUGAAACUGUUCCAUUUCUGCGGCCGCUUCAAGGCCCCGUUGACUCAGAAAUUGAAAGCGCAGAGAGAGGCUGGAGUGAAUGGCUUGCAAUGGAAGAUUGGAUGGUAGGACCUCGAGCACCCGACGCGCUGAAUGAAUCAUCACCAUCGUCACGAUCCCGAAGUGCCUAA
Molecule: messenger RNA, 828 nt
Organism: Uncinocarpus reesii 1704
Lineage: Eukaryota; Fungi; Ascomycota; Eurotiomycetes; Onygenales; Onygenaceae
Exons: 2
Coding region: 1-828 (275 amino acids)
Source: RefSeq, a predicted model, not a curated record